Penicillium canescens is the source of this 612-nucleotide messenger RNA. Its product is annotated as DNA-directed RNA polymerase core subunit RPC19. The annotation marks the transcript as partial. NCBI's taxonomy places the organism in Eukaryota, Fungi, Ascomycota, Eurotiomycetes, Eurotiales, Aspergillaceae. Gene Ontology annotation, cellular component: RNA polymerase I complex; RNA polymerase III complex. The record is from RefSeq and is a predicted model, not a curated record. The transcript is spliced from 4 exons. Gene Ontology annotation, biological process: DNA-templated transcription. Gene Ontology annotation, molecular function: DNA binding; protein dimerization activity; DNA-directed RNA polymerase activity.
CGAUACCUCCAACUGGAAGAUCCAGCAUUGCGCAAAUUCGGCCCUCAAAUUGCGACCAAACUACCAAUCCAAAUCUUAGCGAUAACAGCAAGCCUCUGUGUUGCCAUAUCCCCAAUACAGCAAACCAACCACCUCCCGCCCACACACUCCCAAUUCCACACCCUAGACAAGCAACCAACCAACCGCAAACCACCCAAAAUGCCCGGCUCAGUCCACUCCCAAGACCAAGACCAAUCCAUGAUGGAUGCCGAACAACAAGUCGAGCAAGUCCCCCAGGAAGUCACCCUGGACGAGAAGCAGAUUGUCGUGCUCCCCGGCGCCACCGAGACCGCUGCUUCCUUCCAGUUCGAGGGCGAGGGUCACACUAUGGGUAAUGCGCUGCGCUAUGCCAUUAUGAAGAACCCCGCUGUCGAGUUCUGCGGAUAUACCAUUCCCCACCCCUCAGACCCGAAGAUGAACGUUCGUAUCCAGACUACCGACUCCACCACCGCACUCGAAGCUCUGGAGAAGGGUUUCAAUGACCUGAUGGACCUGUGCGAUGUAGUAACAGAGAAGUUCACAGCUGCUCGUGAUCAGUUUAACGAGGAGAGUGGAAACCGCAUGGAGGCGUGA